This is a messenger RNA of Clonostachys rhizophaga, 1551 nucleotides long. Lineage: Eukaryota; Fungi; Ascomycota; Sordariomycetes; Hypocreales; Bionectriaceae. The record is from the annotation of a GenBank genome assembly.
AUGAUUGAUCUGUCCCCAAAUUUGGGCGCAUUGGCUGCCACCGCCACGGAAAACCGCUCCACCAUCUUCACCGUCCUGCUCGGCGCAAUCCCAGUUUACGCCACGCUUCGCUGCUUCUACCUGCUGUAUCUGCACCCUCUAUCGCGAUUUCCCGGGCCCCGCAUUGCCGCUGUGUCCAACACCUGGUAUGCCUAUCACUGGCUUUCCGGGAAGUGGCCUUGGGUCGUAGAAAAUGCCUUGCGCGAGUACGGUGAUGUCGUACGCAUUGCGCCAAGUGAACUCGUCUUCUUCACGCCCCAGGCAUUUCGCGAUAUCUACCAGUCUACCCAGAAAGGACUUGAAACAUUCGUCAAGUCCGACUUUCAGAACCGAGGCGAUGAUCUGGGGGGCGUGGUGUGGGAGGAGGACCCAGUGCGUCACCGAGCGGUGGCCAAGCAGCUUGCCCCUUUAUUCACUGCUCGCCAUAUCCGAUCCAUGGAACCCGUGAUAUCAAAGCAUAUCGACUACUUCAUCAAACGGCUGAGAGAAGUCGGUUCAGAUGGGAUUGAUAUCUGUGAAUGGAGCCACUGGUACAAUAUGGAUCUUGCCGCAGACCUAUCAUGGAACGAGGAGACUCAUCAGAUGAGAGACGAAAAGAGAUCUGUUUAUCUAGAUGUUCUCCUCGGGUUCAACAAAUUCGCCACCGUCCUGCAAGUCUUCAAGCGCUUCCCCCUCAUAAAACCACUACAGUACUGCUUCCUACCCAUCAGCAAGAUAUCGAGCAUCGCGCAGAUCGAAGCGGCAGUGAAGAAAGGUGUUCUGCAACGAAUUGAGAGGCGUGGCACUCUCGAGCAUCCCGAUUACUUUGACUGCAUCCUCCCUGGCGAGAAGCCGCUACCAGCAGACAAGAAGGAAAGCUAUUUGAUUGGUUCUCUUGCGUUGCAGGUCAUGUUUGCCAACUUCAGCGCGCUUUCCGACUGGCUAUACGGCACAAUCUACUUACUAACGGAUGAUGAGGGGCAAGAAUGCUACAAGGAACUCGUUGCCGAGAUAAGGGGCGCAUUUGAAAGCUUUGAUGACAUCAACGCAACAGCACUCGCUUCUCUACCCUACCUGCAAGCAUGCCUUGAGGAAUCACUGCGCUUGAUCCCGGGUGGUCUCCACACAGGGUUGCCUCGUCUGAGCCCUGGUGCUACCGUUGAUGGCCACUACAUCCCAAAGGGGACUCACGUUCAGUCGAGCAUAUUCGCCUACUCCCGUAGUCCACGAUACUUCCACGAAGCGAAGAAGUUUCGACCUCAGCGGUGGCUCCCUCCCACUCACAAACUGUACGACACGGCCUUCAAGGAUGAUGUUCUGCGAGGAGCGUCUCCCUUUAGCUUGGGACCGCGGGCCUGCUCAGGUCGCGAGACUGGUUGGGUCCAGGGUCGGUUCACUGUCGCGAAACUCUUGUGGACCUUUGACAUAGUCAGAGUGCCCGGCCAGGAUAUUGACUUCGACAGAGACUUCGUCCAUUUUGGCUUUCUUGACAAGCCUGAGCUAAAGGUGACAUUUACACCGCGGUUUGGUUAA